AUGUCUCUCGAAUCGGCCAUGGAGGAGGAGCGGAGGGCCGUCAUGGACAUUCUGAGCGGAAUCAAUCGGAGUCGCGACGCGAACUCGCGCGCCAGCAGCCCCGGCGGCGCCCCUGUGCGCAGCUUGCUCGACAUUGGCGACAAGCAUACGGCAAAGUUCAUCCUGCCUUCGGAGCAGAAGAAGAUGGAAGAACAAAACGCCAGGAGAGCUGCUAGCCCGCGCGGUCGCGACAUCGAGAGCUCCUAUCAGUUUGACAUGCUGCCCUCCAUCGAAGCUCACGCCCUCCCCAAACGCGUCACCCAGGGCGGAAAGAAGAAGAAAAAAGGUGCGAUGUCCAGCGUCUACGGCGGUGCUCUUCCAGGACGGCAUAACUCAACCGCAGACGCUCUAGGCAUGUCCAAGUCGCAAUCGCCCUCAGCCCGCCUGGCCGCCCGAUCCGUAUCCCCCGGAGGAAGCAGACUCAACAGCAACACGCUCAACUUGAUGUCAGACCCGCGAAAGUAUGUCACAGAAUCUGGAAAAUCAAUCGACCUCAACAACGCCUACAGAAGAUUGUCCGAUGCGGCUCUUUUGCGUUCCGGUGGCAGCCUGGCUAAUUUACCAAGGAGGAAGGGCUCGGAUCCGACAAAGGGAGAGACCUCUGCGCCAGGUGGUGGCGUCCGCCUAGAGAAGGACUACUACGCCGACGACGACGACGACGAGGAAGCCCUCGAGAGCAGCGACGAAGAAUUCGAGUCGGACGCUAGCUCUGGGGACGAGGAGGGCUCGCGCGGCCGAAGGCGCCGACGCGGCUCCCAAGCAGACAGCGACAUCGGUGAGAAACUGCCAAAGAGCUUACUUGCGGCUACAGAAGACGAUCGUAAGCGUUUGUCUGCAGAUUACAAGGUCCGCUCGCUGCUUGAGCCAACCGUGACAGUCACCGGCCCCAACGGCGAGAAAAUGGCGCAGAACAAGAAAAAGGGUGUGCAUCCCACCACCAGUUUCGAUCAAGGCGGCGCUUCUGGUGUUUCCACUCCGGUGACUUCCGACACAGAAGCCGAUAUUUCUGAGAUCAAGCGCGCCCAACGCAUGGCGCUCACCAUGUCCCCCAUAACCUCCACCCCAGAAGCUCAUCGCUGCAUCCGCCAGAUCAUCCGCGGCAACUACGCCGAGAUGCAACGCGAAGCGGAGCACGGCUUGCGCCGUCAGCGCAUGUACCUCGUCGCCACCGAUCUUUCCGAAGAAGCGGCCUAUGCGCUCGAAUGGACCAUUGGUACCGUCCUCCGCGACGGCGACACGCUCCUUGCCGUCUACGCCGUGGACGAAGAGGUAGGAACCGGCGGUGAGAUGAGUGGAGGCGGGAACGGUGGUGUUGGCAUCGGUGAAGGUGCCAAGAUGAUGCGCGACACUGCCAAGCUGGUCAGGACUCUCUCCAAUGACCAACGCAUGAUCGUCGACGACGGAAGGUCCAAGUCCAAGUCCCGGCAGCGCAGCAUAGGCCCGUCGCCUCUGCAGAAGAGCAUGCAAUCGGGGGACAUUUUGGAACUGACGCAGUCGGCGGAGAAGCCGGACUUUUCGAGCAUGCAGAAGGCGGAGAGACAGCGGUGGCAUGCGGCAGAGGAGGUGAGCGAGCGCAUCGUGAGCCUGCUGCGCAAGACGAAGUUGCAGGUUAGGGCCGUGAUUGAGGUGUUUCACUGCAAGAGUCCGAAGCACAUGAUUACGGAAGUGACUGAUUUCCUGGACCCCACACUCGUCAUUCUCGGAUCAAGGGGCAGAAGCGCAUUGAAGGGUGUCCUCCUCGGCUCCUUCAGCAACUACCUCGUCACCAAAUCAUCAGUCCCAGUCAUGGUGGCGCGCAAGCGGCUGCGCAAGCACAGCAAAUACAAGCGCACCAACAUGCGCUUCAGCAACGUGCUAAACAAUCCGGCUGGUAAACUCGCAGCCGCCAAGAUCGACUAA
Aplosporella prunicola CBS 121167 is the source of this 1938-nucleotide messenger RNA. RefSeq lists its product as uncharacterized. NCBI's taxonomy places the organism in Eukaryota, Fungi, Ascomycota, Dothideomycetes, Botryosphaeriales, Aplosporellaceae. The record is from RefSeq and is a predicted model, not a curated record. The coding region runs from base 1 to 1938 and encodes 645 amino acids. The transcript is spliced from 4 exons.